Messenger RNA from Amyelois transitella, 2979 nucleotides. RefSeq lists its product as uncharacterized. Gene Ontology annotation, cellular component: sarcolemma; sarcoglycan complex. The record is from RefSeq and is a predicted model, not a curated record. Lineage: Eukaryota; Metazoa; Arthropoda; Insecta; Lepidoptera; Pyralidae. Bases 102 to 1094 code for a protein of 330 amino acids. The transcript is spliced from 4 exons. Gene Ontology annotation, biological process: muscle organ development.
CUUCGCUCAAUAAUUUGACUUGUCAGAGAAUUGGAGUUAUUUGGGCUAUUUAUAAAUUUUACGAUCUCCUGCUGAAAACUUCUGUAAAUACGCGGUCCGAUAUGUUGAACGGCCUCCGCGGUGUUUCUCCUUCCUCAGAAGCGAUGUCUGAAAGCACAUUCGAGAGAAAUCGAGCUGAAAAAGCUUUAUUAACAAAGACACCAGCCCAGAGUCAAGUGUACCUCAAUAAACCUAACAAAAAUUAUUCUGAUAAAAAUGGAAACGAUGUCUCUAAAAACAUGCACAGAGGCCGUAAAACAUUUGCUUUUUGGACCCUUGUCGUAUUGUUGUUUGCGUUAGCUAUUGGCAACUUGGUUCUCACAUUUACUAUUUUGGCAGUACUAAGACUUGGACAAGGCAUGGAAAGCAUGGAGUUUCUCCCUGAACAUAACGCCAUUAAAUUCUUCGGUGAGACAGACUUGGAGCAUGUGUACAAGAGAGACGGACUGAUUGAAAGUUUCAAAGACACACCACUCUCUCUCAGCAGCGAGAAUGGGUCGGUGCUGUUCAAUUUGCAGACCAGAUUAUCCCGUACAGACACCAAACUCCAAGUGAACUCGUCGGGCGUCUUCAUCAGGGGUGUCUCCGGGUUCCACCUCCUGGACCCUGACUCCGGGGAGACGGUGUUCAGCACCAGCUCUCAGAACAUGAACCUAGCCGACGGCGUCAAGAAUAUACAUGCCAAGCAAAUGUCAACAAAACGCAUAACAUCGCCGAUCGACGGCGACUUGACCCUGCACUCUGAUUCCUCUGCCUACCUCCGAGGUGCGGAGGGUACCCACAUGGAGUCCAAAGAGAUAUACUGGAACGCUGACCAGGAUAUAUAUCUGAAAUCCUUCAACGGAUCUGUUAUAUUGAGCGGGAAAGAUGGAGUCUAUGUCGACGUUAGAUAUUUGCCUAUAGCGUUGCCGAGUAAUAGGAGUGAGCCAAUUGGCCAGUUUAAAGUGUGUGUUUGCAUGCCGCAAGGAAAAUUGUUUAGGAUAGCGGUGCCUAAUGGGCAGCGGGUCACGUGUUCGCAUGUCAACAUGACAGCCGGUUCGAAUCCGUGCGCUUAAAAUGUACAUCUAUACUAAUAUUAUAAAGCUGAAGAGUUUGUUUGUUUGAACGCGCUAAUCUCAGAAACUACUGGUUCGAAUUGAAAAAUUCUUUUUGUGUUGAAUAGACCAUUUAUCGAGGAAGGCUUUAGGCUAUAAGUAUAACAUCACGCUGCAACUAUAAGUAGCAAAGUAAUAAUGGAAUAUGUGAAAAAAAAACGGGGCAAAUUAUUCAUCGUUGAAGUCCUCAAUGAUGCCCAAAAUAACUAUUCCACGCGGACGAAGUCGCGGGCACAUACAGCUAGUACAUACAUACAUAAAAUCACGCCUCUUUCCCGGAGGGGUAGGCAGAGACUACCUCUUUCCACUUGCCACGAUCUCUGCACACUUCCUUCGCUUCAUCCACAUUCAUAACUCUCUUCAUGCAAGCUCGGCGGUUUCGGGUACUUUUGACCUGACCCUUUGGCAAUGUAUGUAAAAAAAAUGUUCAAUGUUCGCUUAAAAUGUAUGUAAUUUAAUUUAGUGAUUGACAGAUAUGAUGUUAGUAGGUAAAUUUGUUUGGUGAAAAGAAAUUGAUACGUAUUUUUGUUGUAAAUUAUAAUGGCGUCUUUGGCGCAGCGGUAGUGCGCUUGUCUGUGACACCGGAGGCCUUGGGUUCGAAUCCCGGUCGGGGCGUGAUGAGAAAAGAACUUUUUCUGAUUGGCCUGGGUCUUGGAUGUUUAUCUAUGUAUAAUAAGUAUUUAUUAUAAAAUAUAGUAUCUUUGAGUUAGUAUCUCGUAACACAAGUCUCGACCUUACUUAGAGGCUAACUCAAUCAGUAUAAUUUGUCCCGUGUAUACAUAUUUAUUUCUAGAAUAAAGAAUGGUUAGUGAAAGUGAUUCAUUAUGUCGCAUGUUAUUUCAGUUAUACAAACAUACAUUCAUACAUAGAUCACCCUUCUUUCUCGUACUUCAGUUAUAAUUUUAUAAUAAAUAUAUACGGGACGAAUUGCACGUGGCCUUACAGUCUUUGUGAUACUGUUGGCUCUGUCUACACCCAAAGGUAUACAGGGUGACUUUUAAUACAACUGCAUAAAUUUAACUGUUAAGUUUACUCAUCUAGAGGAUAUUAAAAUACGUUAAAAGAAAAUUAUCGGUUCAUAUUUCAGAAAGUAGGAAAAAAUAAAAGUAUCAAAAUCCACGAUCCUAAAUACGUCAUAUCAUCCCGGCCGGCGGAAAAGCGACCGCGUAAGAUUCAGAGGUCAACGACACAAUUCAUUCAGCUGAGCGAUCGCGACAACUCUGUAUUUUACUUGAUCUUGAUACUAGAAAAAUAAUUUAUUUUUCAGACAUUUAUUUACAUGUUUAGUUUUAAUUUCUUUUUGUAUUAUUGAUCUUUAAUAAAGCGUGUGACGUAGUUUUUGAGGGUUUUUUAAAUGUGAAAAUGAUGACGUUUAAUUUAAAUAAAAAUAGGCUAAAACGGCUCAGAAGCAUGGGCAUAGUCUAUGUUUAAAAGGAUGCAGUUGUUUUAAAUGUCACCCUGUAUAGACGUGAUCAUAUGUAUGAAUGUAGGGGAAUAAUCGGAAGCCGCCAUAGUGUUGUGAUAGGCAUUUCAUAUUGUAUAUGUUUCUUUAAUAUUUAUAUGAGGUACCGACAACAUCUUUACUAAUAUUAUAAAGCGGAAGAGUUUGUUUGUUUGAACGCGCUAAUCUCAGGAACUACUAGUUCUAAUUGAAAAAUUCUUUUGGUGUUGAAUAGACCAUUUAUCGAGGAAGGCUUUAGGCUAGAUAUCAUCACGCUGCAACUAUUAGAAGCGAAGAAAUAAUGGAAAAUGUGAAAAAAAAACAGGGAAAAUUAUUCAUCCUCGAGAGCUUCAAUAAUGCUGAAAAUAACUUUUCCACGCGGACGAAGUCGCGGGCACAGCUCGU